Molecule: messenger RNA, 201 nt
Organism: Sporothrix schenckii 1099-18
Lineage: Eukaryota; Fungi; Ascomycota; Sordariomycetes; Ophiostomatales; Ophiostomataceae
Exons: 1
Coding region: 1-201 (66 amino acids)
Source: RefSeq, a predicted model, not a curated record
AUGCCCUCUUCUGGACAGUCUGUCACUUACUGCAACGAGUCGAAGGCGCACAAGUCGUCCAAGUCCAAGUCCUCCAAGGAGAACUCGGUCAAGAUGUCGUCCCCCUACGGGUCUAGCUCCAAGAGCAGCUCGUCCUACUCUAAUGCCCACAAGUCAUACAAGACUUCUUCGUGCUCCUAUGGAGAGAAUGGCAAGCACUAG